This is a messenger RNA of Dimorphilus gyrociliatus, 1322 nucleotides long. NCBI's taxonomy places the organism in Eukaryota, Metazoa, Annelida, Polychaeta, Dinophilidae. The record is from the annotation of a GenBank genome assembly.
GAAGAGUUUUUCGUUUCAAGACUUUGAACACCGCUAAGAGUCACAAAGAGUCAAAAACUCGAACGACAAUGGCAGCAAACACAGGUGCAUUAGCUGGCAGAACAAUCUUUAUAACUGGUGCAAGUAGAGGCAUAGGUAAAGCUAUAGCUCUCAAGUGCGCUAGGGAUGGAGCAAAUAUUGUCAUAGCUGCAAAAACAGCAGAACCUCAUCCAAAGCUACCAGGAACCAUCUUUUCGGCGGCUAAAGAGAUAGAAGAGGCUGGAGGCAAAGCUUUGCCCUGUGUCGUGGAUAUCAGAGACGAAAAAGCUGUUAACACGGCUGUUGAGCAGGCUGCUUCAACUUUUGGAGGAAUUGAUGUGCUAGUGAACAAUGCUAGUGCUAUAUCAUUAACUGGGACUGAGGCAACAGAUAUGAAGAAGUAUGAUUUAAUGAAUGGAAUAAAUGCCAGAGGUACUUAUCUUUGCUCAAGAGCCUGUCUACCAUUCUUGAAGAAGGGAACAAAUGCCCAUAUUUUGAACAUUUCCCCACCAUUGAAUAUGAAACCAAGAUGGUUUCAAAAUCAUGUUGCUUACACCAUGGCCAAGUACGGCAUGUCAAUGUGUGCUUUGGGUAUGGCAGAAGAAUUUAAGCCCCAUAAGAUCGCUGUCAAUGCGCUUUGGCCCAGAACUGCAAUUUAUACUGCAGCCAUGGAGAUGAUAGGAGGCGGGGCUGGUAUUAAAGAUGAUUGUAGAAAAGUUGAUAUUAUGUCCGACGCAGCUUAUAUUAUUUUAAGCAAAUCAACGGAUCACACAGGCAACUUUUAUAUAGAUGAUGACGUCCUUAAAGAAAGCGGGGUUACUGACCUUAGUCAGUAUGCUUUUAAGAAGGAUGCCAAAUUGUUGGUUGAUUUUUUCCUCGAUGACUUCGGUACUGCCCUUAGUAAUGAGAGUGAAGCUCCAGUCAGUCAAUCAUCUGAACCAGCCUCAUCUUCCUCAGGAGGCGCAAACUCUGAAGUUGGGAAGACUUUCGAAGUUGUCAAGAGUUUGUUAAAUGACGAUCUUGUUAGUAAAGUCCAAGGAGUGUACCAAUUUGAUAUAAAAGGCAAAGAAGAAGGAAAGUGGUGGCUUGACUUGAAAAAUGGUUCGGGAAGUAUUGGACAGGGCGACUGUCCUGGUGAUUCUGGAGUUACGCUUACUCUUAAAAGUGAUGACUUCGUAAAGAUGUUUCGGGGUAAACUAAAGCCAACAAUGGCGUUUAUGUCCGGUAAGCUGAAAAUAAAGGGUGAUAUGGCUCUUGCAAUGAAGUUAGAAAAACUUAUGAAACAGCUUCCUUCAAAAUUGUAA